AUGUCUGACUACUCCGACGACGCUGGUAGCGACUACUAUGACUCGGAUGGCUCGGUGAUAGAUGGUACCAAUGAUUCCGACUACGACGACGAGCCCAUGAUCCCUCAGUCGAAGGGCAAAGGCAAGAGCCGAGAUGUUGAAAGCAAGUCCCUCUCAGCAGCGCAGCUUCAAGAGCUCGUCGACAUUGACAUCAACCACGUAGCUAGCAUAACCGGUCUAGAGACCCCCAUCGUAUCCGUCCUUCUUCGCCACUUCAACUGGAAUUAUGACCGUCUCAUGGAGAGAUUCCUCGAGUCCGCAGACCGUGUGCUGCAGGAUGCCGGUGAGCCUACGCCGGCACACGACUCGAUGGACGUAACACCGCGCCCCACCAAACGUGCCCGGCUGGAGUCUCCUUUCCCGCCACCAUCUGACUUCUUGUGCCCGGUCUGCUGCGACGACGCGCCUCCGGCCGUUUUCCGUAUGAGGUGCAAUCACUCGUUCUGCAAGCCAUGCUGGCAGGAAUACGUCAUCUCGAAGAUCAAGGACGAAGGUCAGUGCACGUUCGCGUGCAUGCAUGACGACUGCAAAGCGAUCGUCGACGGGCCAUCCAUCGCCAAGCUGGUAGAGCCCAGCGUGAACGAACGCUAUGAGGAACUCGUCCGACAGUCCUACGUUCAGGCGCACCCCCAACUCCGCUUCUGCCCCCACCCAGGCUGCCCGCAGACGGUCUCCUGCACGUCAGCGAACAAGUCAUCGCUGACCACAGUCGUUCCCACCGUCAAGUGCGCCUCGGGCCACGCCUUCUGCUUUGGCUGCGGCCUCGACUCGGAUCACCGGCCCAUCAUAUGCAAGUUGGUCAAGAGCUGGCUCAAGAACGCACGUGAAGAUGCCGGCACGUCGCAGUGGAUCAAGGCGAACACGCGGACGUGCCCGAAGUGCGAAAACAACAUCGAGAAGAACGGCGGAUGCAACCGUAUUUUGUGCCGACAUUGUAACUAUCAGUUCUGCUGGCUGUGCAUGAAGAACUGGGACGUCCAUGGGUACAACAAUGAGGUUUGCAACGCGUGGAAAGAGCCCGAGCCAGAUGAGAUGAAGACGACGGCGAAGCAGAAUCUGGACAAGUGGCUGUUCUAUUUCGAUCGGUUCAACAAUCAUGAGAUCUCCGCGCGCCUAGACGAGGAGCUGUGCGCCCGCACGGAAGAGAAGAUGGUUGAGUGGCAGAAGACGAGCAAACUGUCGUGGAUUGAGUCUACGUUCAUGCACGAUGCCGUGGACGAGCUGACUCGAUGUCGCGUGAACCUCAAGUGGUCGUAUGCCAUGGCCUACUUCCUCGCGCCAGGGAAUGACAAGGAAAUCUUCGAGGCAAUCCAAGCGGAUUUGGAGAAAGCCGUGGAAGACCUAUCACAGCUGCUCGAAGAGCCAGUGGAGGCAGACAGCGUUAAGACCCUCCGGCAACGCAUGCUGGACAAAACGGUCUACGUCCGUGGUCGGCACGAGAUCCUACUGCAGGAUACCGCCGAAGGCCUAGAGCAGGGUCGCUGGAAUUGG
Messenger RNA from Dichomitus squalens LYAD-421 SS1, 1530 nucleotides. RefSeq lists its product as uncharacterized. The annotation marks the transcript as partial. Gene Ontology annotation, cellular component: ubiquitin ligase complex; cytoplasm. Lineage: Eukaryota; Fungi; Basidiomycota; Agaricomycetes; Polyporales; Polyporaceae. The record is from RefSeq and is a predicted model, not a curated record. The transcript is spliced from 8 exons. Gene Ontology annotation, biological process: protein polyubiquitination; positive regulation of proteasomal ubiquitin-dependent protein catabolic process; ubiquitin-dependent protein catabolic process. Gene Ontology annotation, molecular function: ubiquitin conjugating enzyme binding; zinc ion binding; ubiquitin protein ligase activity.